Molecule: messenger RNA, 2645 nt
Organism: Pimephales promelas (fathead minnow)
Lineage: Eukaryota; Metazoa; Chordata; Actinopteri; Cypriniformes; Leuciscidae
Gene: gnrhr4
Product: gonadotropin releasing hormone receptor 4
Biological process (GO): G protein-coupled receptor signaling pathway; cellular response to hormone stimulus
Cellular component (GO): plasma membrane
Molecular function (GO): protein-hormone receptor activity; peptide binding; G protein-coupled receptor activity
Source: RefSeq, a predicted model, not a curated record
UUCACACAUCACUCUCCAACUGAGGUUGCCUCGUAGAUACAUACUGAUUUAUAUUGUUUGAAACUUACUUUCUACAGAAUUUCCCUUUAUUUAAAAAGUACUUUCUCCGCUCUCUGCUUUUUUUGCUGCUAAUAACUCUCUCACCAAGACUAAUGUAACCUUACGAACAGGUGUCUUGUUGGAUGACAGACUACUCAUCUGUCUUUGAAGUGUUUGAGGAGAGCUACAUCUGAACUUGAAGAUCGGAUUUUAGAAAUAUAUGGAUGAUAUGAAAUAACCGAGGGUUUUUUUUAGACAGUGAGAUGAACAAACAACCACUUAUUUCAAGGUCUUUGGAUUUAUUUGAAUGCUCUGAUCAUUACGGGAGAAGUGCAUCAGAACUGUCAAAUAAAGGCGCUUUUUCCAGGUACAAUCACUCUCCUGGAAUCAUUAUCAUCAUGGAUCGUCUGUAAACCUCAUUGUGCAGCAGGUAGCCGAACGAAUGCAGCAAACACACACCUUUGCUCUUCAGUAAUGAGUGACAGCUCUCUGACAUCUGAGAACGUCAUGUUUCAGGAGCUGACUGCAGAUGCUCUGAACGGCAGUUGUGACUCUACCAUGCCCAUGUGUAACAAUGAUACAGGUGAAGCGGCAUUGCAGCUGCCCACCUUUUCCAUAGCAGCCAAAGUGAGGGUGAUAAUUACCUUCACUCUUUGCGCAGUAUCAGCUGUGUGCAACCUCGCCGUGCUGUGGGCUGCCAGCACCAAUAACAAGCGCAAGUCCCAUGUGCGGAUUUUAAUCAUGAACCUCACCGUCGCUGACCUCCUGGUGACUUUCAUUGUGAUGCCGGUGGAUGCUGCUUGGAACAUUACGGUUCAGUGGCUGGCUGGGGACCUGGCUUGCAGAUUUUUAAUGUUUCUAAAGCUUGUGGCUAUGUACUCCUGUGCAUUCGUGACUGUGGUCAUAAGCCUGGAUAGGCAGUCGGCCAUCCUCAACCCUCUGGCCAUCAAUAAGGCUAAAAAGAAGAACAAAGUAAUGCUGAGUGUGGCAUGGGUGAUGAGUUUUGUUCUCUCUGUCCCUCAGAUGUUUCUGUUUCACAAUGUGACCAUCACGGUGCCAGCCAAUUUCACUCAGUGCACCACCCGCGGGAGCUUUGUGAAACACUGGCAGGAGACCAUUUACAAUAUGUUCACUUUCAUUUGCCUCUUCCUGAUACCUCUGGCCAUCAUGAUCUGCUGCUACACGAGGAUCUUGGUGGAGAUCUCCCGAAGGAUGUCCAAAGGAAACAUCUCUUCAAAGGAAAUCCACUUACGGCGUUCCAACAGCAACAUCCCAAAGGCCCGUAUGAGGACUUUGAAAAUGAGCAUCGUCAUUGUGACGUCUUUCAUAGUUUGUUGGACACCGUACUACUUGCUGGGUCUCUGGUACUGGUUCCUUCCUGAUGAUUUAGAAGAGACCGUUUCUCACUCGCUGACUCACAUGCUGUUUAUUUUUGGACUUUUUAAUGCCAUUCUGGAUCCCAUCACUUAUGGCCUCUUCACCAUCCAUUUCCGCAAAGGACUGAAGCGUUACUGUCGCAACGCGGCUGUGCUUGCAGAGUCAGAAAAUAACUCCAUCGUGACGGGCUCAUUGAAAUGCUCACCAUCUCCGUUUCACAUGAAAAGAGUGACCCAGACGAGUCCGGGAGCUAACCCAGAGCAGAAUAUGGUGAGUGGGGAAGAUAAGAAGCCAGCUGACCGUAAAAACAAGGAAUAGUGGCAACCCUACCAAUUCAGCCUUGAAAGUUUGUCAUUUGAUUAGAGAUACGGAUGUGACAAGGCAGGUCUUGUGCUGGCUGUCUAGCUGCUCACAAGAACAAUGGGACAACAACACACACUGCCUGCUCUCCUCAACAGGAUGCGUCACAUCUUUUGAUUCAUUCACUGAUGAGCUGCGUAAAUUACUCAAGUUAUAUUUAAUACCCAUUUAUUUUCCUGAUUCAGGUGAUUACAUUUUGUAAUCAUUUUUUCCCUUUGCUUAAUAUGCCAAUCAUGUUUGUUUUUUUCUGCAGAUUAAUUAGAACGUUGCGACUUGUGGCUUUUGUUGAAAAUGUCAUUUACAUCAAGGGUUUUUAUCUCGUACAAAUUCAUAUUUCAGCAUCUCCACCUGCCAUCACAAAGGGCAUCGCUCUUGAAUGGCUUGUUUGUGAGGAAAUUACUUUCAUAAACAAAUAAGAUGUGUGAAUUUAGCGUUUUGAGAUAUUACAUGCAUAAUAAUGAACAUUGGUUCUUGAUUAGGUUCCUGGUGGAAAUGUUCAAUAGUACCACUUCAGGAAUCCUAAACCAGCCUCUUAAUAUCGGUUAAUGUGUAGACUUUAAUGGUAUCGGUUAAUGUGUAGACUUUUUAUUCAAUAGAUUCAGAAUCACAGCCUCAAGAGGUCCAGCAUUUGAAGUCUGUGAUAUUAUUACAGGGCAGCCUGAUCUCAUAAGAAUCUAUAUUUCAAAUGUGGCCAGGGCACCAAUUGCAUAGUCCUGAAUGUGGCGUUUACGUGCUCGCAUAUAGGCUGUUAUGUCGUGCAAAAAAUGGAUGUUUUGACAGCAUCUAAAAUCUAAAAGUAAUUAUUCAUCUUUCUGAAUCACUGUAAAAAAUAAUCCUGUAAAAAAAACGGUAAACUACUGGCAGCUGUG